AUGCACCCACGGAGAAACCAGCGAUCUCAAAGGAGAGGAUGGGGGAACUCCAACUCUGCUCACCUCAUUCAGGCCAAUCAAGACCAUCCUUACGCGCCGACGACCAACGUGCCCAUUACACAGUCGCCAUCACUAGUUCCGGUGUCCCCUUUGUUACCCGGUUACUCAAACGCGGUCACCCCUAUGACGCCCAUCAGAUAUAAUCCUUAUCCGCCCGGCUAUGCUCCUCGGGAGCCCUCUCGAUCCCCGGGAGACAAGAGCUUUUCAGAGCCGCUUUUUUCGGACGGCGAUUACUCGUUGCUUCCAGUUACUCAGCCAGAGCCAGCCCUACCGAACCGUCCACCCUUUAUUUUGAAUGCACAUGCGUCUCCACACGCCAUGGUCCAGCUCUCGCAGUCUCCCAAUCGCGGUAUACGUGAUUGGCUUCAGGACCAACCCAGCCCCAGCGGAUGGCAGCAUCACCCGGGUCCCAACUCCCCGAGUCCCGGGAGGCGUACCUCUCCCGUGCUCAUUCCUUCGAAGCCGUAUGACAGUUCCACCCAAGAAGACCAUGGAUACGGCAGUUCUGGGUCUGACGAGCUUCGGUGUCAUCGAUGCUUUGAGAAAUACCGGAAGGACAAGCCGAAGGGCCAAUCAUCGGGAUCCUCGAUAUGGACCUGGUUCUUCUGGGGGCGGAUUAAUGGGCCUCUAAAGGUGACGCCUCGAAAGACCCGGAGAGACUACCUAUGGGCCAUCUAUCAAGAUGAACGAGUGGUGCUAUAG
Molecule: messenger RNA, 762 nt
Organism: Punctularia strigosozonata HHB-11173 SS5
Lineage: Eukaryota; Fungi; Basidiomycota; Agaricomycetes; Corticiales; Punctulariaceae
Exons: 3
Coding region: 1-762 (253 amino acids)
Source: RefSeq, a predicted model, not a curated record